This is a messenger RNA of Vitrella brassicaformis, 5095 nucleotides long. The record is from the annotation of a GenBank genome assembly. Lineage: Eukaryota; Vitrellaceae.
CUCUUUCGCCGACAUGUCCUUGAACAGCGCCCCCUCCCUUCUGCGCUGCCACGCGAAAUACUCUGAAAGUACACAGGGGUUCACUCCCCUGCUGACCAGCAGCAUCCUCCACACAAUCCCCCCAACCCGCAUCAACCUCGCCAACACAACCGACCAGAAUGCCCUCAACCUCGCUCAACACCACACGGCGCCAGGGGCUGCAGAUCAGCCCGCAUCAGAGACCCAUCUGCCAGACCAGCAGCAGCGGGUCCAAGGAGGCCUUGCCCAGCCACAGCCCCACACGCAAGACGCCAUGCCACCGGCGGCGUUUCAGGAGCUCCCCCUGAAGCAGCUGACGUCGGAGCAGCUCAAACAGAGAUGCGAGGCGCGCUUCCUGCACCUGGCGCGAUGUAUCGAGAACGUCUGCAUGGACGCCAUGAGUGCCGAGUGGGAGUGGCAGAAGCGAGUCGGCGACAGGGCCCGGGAGCUGUGGGACUGUGCAGAGGUGGUGAUCAGUGAGGCCAUGGACACGGUGGCGCACUGUGUGGCGAGGGUUGAGGCGGCGAAUGAGAGGCGGGACGAGGUGCGGCGGGAGAACGAUGUGUUGCGCCGACGUGUGGGUGAGAAGGAGAGAAAGGUGCACAGCGUCAAGGCAAAGACAUCCGAUGAGCUCAAGAGACACGUGGCAACACUCAACUGCAAGUGGGUUACUCAUUUAAACACAGGCACCACCAAGAAUGCCUGUGUCCACUCAUUAUAUCGUUUCUCUGCUGCAGGUGGCGGAAGGAGAGGGCCCAGCUGGAGGCUGUCCGAGCGCACUUAGAGGAGUGCUCGAAGCGGCUCGACACCGAACACCCAGGGAGCCCCAUUAAGCAGGCACAGGAGGAGCUGCUCGAUCAACAGCAGAUGACCAAGUGAAUCAUACAUGAGACAUUAAGACGGAGAAACCCACAACAGGCAUUGCAACGAGUUUUGUCUCUAUGCGUGUACUGUAUGUGGGUGUGUGUAGGAGGGUGGAGGAGGAGCGUGAGAGGCUGCGUGUGGCCCUGGAGGAGCUCAGGCGGCAGUACACACACGUCGAGCUGACCCUGGAGGGGAGGGAAGCCGAAGUCGAGCAUGUACUCGACAUACACCAACAGACUAAGGUGAUCGAGGAACUGCACCCACCACGCACAUAGCCUCCCCUCCCACCACUCACAUCAGAGUGUGCCGCGUAGAUAGGCGGCGCUGCGGGAGGCGGAGAGCCAGAACGCCCAGCUGAAUGAGUGUCUUCACAUGGCAGAGGAGGACCUCGCCGCACACAAGCUCCGCGGCCAAGUGGACCGGCUCAAGGUCGACGCAUUCGAGCGAACUCUCUCCCCAUUCCUGGUGAGACUGACCCGCACAAAAGACAUACACACCGACCACACGCGCGUCACGCCUGUGUCUCUUUUCGCCUGUGUAGGGCGCCAAACUGCCUGUCCUGCAGCCCGACUUGUUGGGCGCCGCUUUCUCCCCGGCUGGUUCUCCCAUUCGUCAAGGCCCAUCCGGCCCAGGCUUCUCGUUCUACAGUCGUGUGUCAAUCGUCAAGUUUGCCGCCCCACAGGCGGCAUCGCCCUCUUCCAGGGACGGAGGAGGCCAAGACAGAGACGCCACCUCACUUCCAUACGCACACGAGAGGAGGUCCACCAGAGGAUCGACACUGCCUGCCAAGUCAUCGGCAGCGGUCAUGCUCCCUCAAGCGGCCUUCAGCACAGCCGAGUUGGUGGACGACUCGGCCAGGGGUCUGAUUACCAAGAGUGCCGUCACGGAGUCGACUAAUGUGCGUGAGGGUGUGGGCGAGGUGGACUGGUGGCAUGAGGAGAGGAAGGAGAAGGAGGAGGGGGCCGACACCACCGGCAAGUCUGCCGGCGAGAAAGUGGUGGGCGAGACACGCAGCCAGCUGUUUGGGGCAUCAAUCGACUGACUGUCCUGGCUUCUGUAUUUUGUGCCAUCUAUGGGUUUGCAUUGCAGAUGAGCAUCUUUCAGCGACUGAAGGGUGUGCGGCAGACGGCUCUCAAGUGGAAAAUGCGCUCAAUCGUCAAAAAGUAAGCCAGGCAGCCGCAGCAAAGAGAGAGACAUGGAAUUGGCUACCCCGCGCUGCGCUUUUCGUUCCCGCAGUCCGGUGAAGGUGUUGUGUAGAAUGACGGCCAUCCGCCCAGUCCCGCUGGAUUGGUUGAAGGAACGAAACAUGUAGGCGCGCAGGCCGCUGGCUACGACACACGCAUCAUUCCACGUGCGGUCCGUUUGUCCCUCACUGUUCAGUGAGGCGGGCCGUCUUGUCGAGAUGGAGGAAUUCUGCGCAGAAUUCCGGUCGGUACCAACACCCCCCACCAUCUCAUCCCUCGUCUCGUCCCCUCUCGCUGUAUGUAUGCAGUCAGGCGAUGGCCUCAGCCCGCGGCGAGACAGACCUGGACCUGCUCAAGAGCCCCGUCGAUCCGCCACCAGACGACCUCCGGCAACCCCCUCCGCCCAUCGACCUACUCCUCGGCCUUUUUCCGCCAACCAGAGGAUCCCGCAUGUCACGCAGCGGCAUCACUGACGGCGGCGGAGGGGGCGCGCCACUGCUGUCGCUGGACAGGGUGCGUGCGACUGUCCGGGUGUUGUUGGACGCCAUGACGAUGGAUGUGUUUCUCUCGACGACGGACUUCCGUGCGCUGCCUCCCUUCACCGAGUACGUCAUGGCGUGGCUGCAGCGGUAUGACGUCAACAUUUCGACUAGCGGCACGACAGCCGCACCAGCUGUGCCCGGUCGGCGAGCCGACGAGGUGACGUCACAGGUGUGGAUAGUGGAGAGAAAAGGCGCUGGAGCGGCGUCAUUGGCUGUGGGUGGUGGGGACCGUCGUGAGGGCAUGACUCUGGGCGACACGCGAGCAACCGAAGUGUUUGUGCGAUCUGUGCUCACAUACCGGUAAGAUAUCCGCACAGAGGAACAAACGGCCCUCUGUAUGUCUCUGUGUGCGUCUUUGUGUCUCAGCGAGCGUGGUGGAUGGGAGGUCCACACGUUCGCAUCGUUUCUGCUGGAUGAGUACUCGAGUGACGUGCUGCUGUAUUAUUUGCUGAUCCGGCACCACCUGAUGGGCCUCGAGGUGCGCAGGAAGGACGACCUCACAGCCGAAGCCAAACUCGUCGACGUACGCAUGCACACUUUGCUUACACAGAGAGGAGACAUGUGUAUAUUGUGUGGCAGUGAUGAGACAUGCGCUUAUGUGUGUCCGCAGGUGAAGCAGGCCAUUCGGUGGGCGCGGACCCUGCUGGGGUCUGACAGCUUCACACACAGGGAGAUCAACACACUCUCAGAGGUAAAGAGAAGAGACACAAACCUUUGUUCAUGCCCUUCCUCUCGCUGUCUGUCUGUCUGUCUGUCUGUCUCUGUCUCCGCAGAAGCUCAUGUCGGCGGCUGUGCGGUUUGGGGUAUCGUCAGCAGUCAAGAAGACAUCAGAGGAGGACACUGAGGACGACAGCAGCCCCACCGGCAGCAGCACGGGGGACAAAGAGGGCACCCAAAAGACCAAGCACCAGCUGCCAGUCUACCUCCUGCUGCGGCUGUUCCUCGACGAAUUCCGCGUCGAACGGUCAGCGACUGAGUGAGUGUCGGAUCAGUGACUUGAUGGAUGCGACCAUGCUGCCUCAUUGCAGACACAAGCGUCUGUUCUGUCUCAAGUGGCUUUCGGAGCUGGCACUCACAAUGAGAGGUGGGUCCUUCGGCGGAGCAGCAGCAGCUGCUGCAGCCACAGCCGGGCCCACCGCCACCGAUCGGCUCUCCCAGGCACCCUCCGCCCUCCUCAGUCGCAGCGGCACCAAACCCCUCAGUGGGUCUGCGUCGUUCCGUCGGGCGACCACCAUGCGGUCCUCCACUCUCAGUGGCCAGAGGAAGACACGAGACCUCAGCGAGGUACGGAGAGAAAGAGAGAUCCAUUGGCCGACUGAGCGUCGUCUGUUCGUGUGUGUGUGUGCGUCUGAGUAGGUCCUGGCUGACUCUGGGUCUGAGGAGGACGAGCACGACAAGGAUGAGGGCGGGACGGGUGUUGCGGCCAUGGCGGCUGACGACACAGACGGCGGCGGCUUCUCGCCCUCACUCACCCUUUCACAGGUCAUCCAUCCAUCAAUCCAUCCCUCACGUGUCUCCCUCCCUCCCUCGCCAUAUGUGUGUGUGCGUGUGGGUGUGCAGGUGUGUGUGAUAGUUGCGGCGCUGUACCCUUUGCCGCCCGAGACAGCACCAUACACACCCUUGUCCAUCGCCGCACGGGUCUUCAGGGAGGCCGCCACGCUCGGCAGAGGCCGCGUCGACACACAGUCGCUGGCCUGUGCGGUCGAGGCGUUGUGCCUGCCCUCUCUAUCCGUCAAGUGGCAUCUGGACAAACAGGGGCUGACCAGGCCAGAGUCGGGCAUACUCGUGCCUGCUGCGGCCUCGCAAGCCUCUCCCGAUGACGUCAUCAAACUCGUCCAGGUCAGUGAGCCCCACGAUUCGAUCCAUGUGCACAUACAUCAUGAUGUAUGUGUCUGUCUCUCUUGCUGUCUGUCUGUCGUGUGGGGCACAGGACGAGUAUGAGCGGCUCCAGCGGCUGACGGUGCUGGGCCCACGACCAAACGCCUAUAUAAUGCAGCUGGGCGCCCUCACGUGUCUGCCCAACAUCAUGGCGGCGCUGCAGCCGCCGAUGGAGAGCAGGGACUCGCUCGGCACCGAAGACACCACACUCACCGACCUCUCACUCUUCAGGCACGUCACACAUGGAUGCCAGGCCACACACAGAGGGGGGAUGGACAGAUGUCUGCAGAGACUCUCACUCUCUCUCUCUCUCUCUCUCUCCAUUCCUUCACACAACAGGCUGCUGUCAGUGACCUUCUCCCUUGCCCGUGCAGUGUCUCUGGCACGGCUGACGGCAACUUUCGACCGGCCCCCCGCCUCGCCCCUGAUGGUGCGCAAGGGCGGUGCAGGUGCCCCUGGUGGUGUGCUGGUGGGGAACAGGGAGAUGGCCAGACUGAGAGGGGUGUUUAGCUUGCUCAGCGAGAUACUCAAGCUGGAGCUGGACAUCGUGUCGUGAUAUAUCGACUGACUGAUGUGAUUGAUUGAUGUGUUGUGUGUGACUGAGAUGAU